UGCCACUUCACCAUACUGCCAUUGCACAGUAAUCUCAUUCAAAAUCUGUAAUCAGAAAAAUAUAAAUGCUGAUUAAUUUAAAUGCCUUAUUAAAAAGAAACAAAUACACAGAACGCAAGACCCGAAUAAACUGCCUAAUGUUUCGUCCUAUCCGAUUGUUUAAGACUGCAUUUACAAAAGUAUAUACAAUGGAGGUAUGUUUGACCAAAACAUUACUUCAGAUUUUCUCAUUGAUAAAUUGACAGCGAUGUGUUGAGUAACACUAUCUGAAGGUUGUGGGAAUAGUAUGGGUAUUUUUGUGUGACUAUUCGGUAUAAGUGACGGAAAUGAUUCCGAAUGUAAGAAGAUGUCUUCUAGUACUUGCGCUUCAGGUCCUCAUUUUUAUUGGUACUCAAGCAUCCAUGGAGUUAAAAAACUUAACGGCUUGCUAUGGAAUUACUGGAUUAGCUAACUUUCUACAACCUUCCUGUCCUGGUGGACAGAAAAUAGCCGUACGAGCCUUGUACACCUUAGCGAAGUACAAAUCAUCUGGUUGUCCUCAGGAGCAGACGACAUCAGCCAUCGAUCCCAGCUGUUGUGAAUAUGAUGUCAAUGACUGUUCUUAUUUCUAUGACUUGGGGUCAUAUCGUGCAUACUAUCAGAGCUGCAAUGGAGAAUCAUCAUGUACUAUACCGGUGUCUUGGAUAGACUUGCCAACCUACUGCAAUAAAUCUGUGUACAUUGAAAGAACACACUAUAUGAAAAUGGAUUAUUAUUGUAUAUCUGAUCAAGCUUUAGAUCCAUGUUCUGAUCUCACAACAACUGAUUCUCCCGCCUUUUUCUGGAAUGCUGGAUUUCCGUCGGAAAUGACGUCAGCAAUCACUUCCUGCUCAUGCUCCAUUGAGUUGUCCUGUGAAACAACAGUCCAAAUUACAGCCCUUGAUCUAAAUUUCAAAGACGUUGGGAACUGUAAACAGUCCAUGGAAAUCACCGAUGAUUCUUUGUCUGUUACCUUGGACUGUUCUAGUAACAAUGACUACCUGCCAAAGGUUCUUUACACAAGUUCUGGUCACUUUAUUACCAUUAACUUCGUCAACAACCUUGGCACGACUGGAGGAAAGUUUUUCAUACAAAUUCAAGGAUUAAACCCGACUGGACAAAUUACUUUAUCCUGUGGUACAUCAGCUUUAUCAACGCCUUCAGUGGCUCCCAGUAGCCUUGCUAAAUGUCCCAUCGACGGAGAGACAACCAGUACUAAUUCUACUGACCAGUCAACCACCAUUCUAACUUCAACAGCCAUUAAUUCAACUCUUACGUCAACGACCAGUAUUUCAACAACAGUCGAGAUAUCAACCAUUAAUUCAACUUUAUUAUCCACGGAAUCCUCAGCAUUCUCUUCAACAGACAAUUCAACGGAAUCAACCACUGACACCUCAAACAUAUCAACAAUCAUUUCAACUAUAUCGACAGACACUUCUUCUAUUAAUGUUGAUACAACUCUAAAUGAUAAUGUUACCCUGUAUUCAACAGAGUCAGCUACGAAUUUGAGUUUAUCCACAUUCAAUACCUCAGAUAUGACACCCGAGUUCACAACUCUGAGCUGGGUUAGCACUGAAAACUACUCCACAGCUCCCACGGAUGUCAACGUCACUUCCUGUUGUUCCCAACCUUCCCAUGAAACCGAAGACACCCCUGUCUAUAUCAUUGUUGUUGUGAUACUGGUGGUCAUCCUAGCAGUAGGGGCUCUGAUUCUGUUUUAUAAGGAUAGAAUAAAGGAAUGCUGCUGCGCAAAAAAGACCAAAGGUGAUGUUGAAGACAACAAUAAUGAAAUUAAUCCCGUAUUUCAAGUCAAUCUGUCUGAGCAUUCUAAGUUCCAAGCACUCCCUCCAAUAAGGCAUGAGUUUAAAAUGAAAACAGAUUAUUUAGACAACCCAACCCCGAUUACACGUGAGCAUGGGCUAUUUCUAAAAGCUCAAAAGCGCCAGAACAACAUAAUUAAAAACAGGUUAUCGGAAAAAUCAUGGAAUACAGGUAAAAGUGAACAAAUCAAACCAGAAAAUAUACAAAAGAAAAAGAUCAAACCUGGUAAAAAGAUAAAAGAAGUUAACUUUGAAAGAGCCAAUAACUUGCAAACAGGAGAUUUAAGUAAAGGUGAAAGAAAUAGCGGAACGGGACAAGGGCAAAAACAAAAGGGUAGAAAAACAAAAUGGAGAAAAAGAAAAGGGAAUAGAAAAGUAGCACAAAAAGACGAUGUGAUAGACGAUAUGGGAACAAAUUCUUCUGUGCCAAAUUCGACUUUAGGAGUAACAUCCCCCUCUACUGCAAGGCGAUCCUCUGUGAGUGCUACUAUUGACAUUGUUGAUGAUGAAGGGCAGCUGGAGAAAAGCGUUUUAAUAGAUAAUGUUGUAGAAGAUCUCUUCAGUGGAAAUAUGACAAAUGAGUAUCAAUAGAGUAGUUAAUAUAUAUAUAUGUCGACAUUAAUCUUAAGGGUGUAUACAUGUGUGCAUAUUGCAG
Messenger RNA from Saccostrea cuccullata (small rock oyster), 2493 nucleotides. RefSeq lists its product as uncharacterized. The record is from RefSeq and is a predicted model, not a curated record. The transcript has 8 exons. Lineage: Eukaryota; Metazoa; Mollusca; Bivalvia; Ostreida; Ostreidae. The coding region runs from base 327 to 2429 and encodes 700 amino acids.